AUAAUUCUUCAUUGUCAAACCAUUCCUUUCCAGGACGUCACGAAAUUUUUGUCAGCAAAUUCAAUGGCCUUCCAAAUUCCUCCGUUACAUCGCACUUACUCCAGUGAGGAACCGAUCAACGGAAUCAUUAACACUUUGGAUGCUCUAGAACACACGUUAAGCACUUUGGAAUUGGACGUUCGAAAUGAGUUAUCUACGCAACGUUUGCUACAGCAGUGUCAGCUCAAUUUGGCAUCCAGGUGUCAGGAUGAGCCGGCUCGGGAGCCUUCCAUAUCGGAAUACUUGCAGCGAAAGGACAGUGAUAGUCGCUCGAAAUCACAUGGUGAAUCUAUGUCUACGGGAAUAAAAAUGGGAACGGAAUGUAACUGUCGCUGUAACCAGGCGCUCCGAAUCUAUCUGGAACACUUGCGUCAAGCACAGCUGGAGCAGGAGGAAUUAUUGCGAAAACUUAAAAUGAAGGACGAACAUGUAAACCUUUAUCGUUCCAAAUUGAUGGAAUCGAAUGCGAUAGUCGAACGCCAAAAACAUGAGAUUGCGCUGUUUAAGGAAAAUGAAGAAAUGAUAACCCAGAAAAUCAAUUCAACUCUGGAAGAGGAAAAUCAAAAGCUGCUUGAUGAAAUCGAUCGGCUGAAGACACUUCCGGAUGAGCUGCUACAGCGAGAACGAUCCCUCAAGUACGCCAACAAGGAACUGCAGGAAACAAAGCUGACCCUCAAAUCGCUUCUACUGGAUAUUGAAUCGGGGCUGGAAGCAUGCGAAGACAUUUCCGGCGAGCUGCAACAAGAGCGAAAGCGAGCCUUCCGCACCCUGAACGAGAUUGACGACGAAAAACGCAAAGUGAUGAACUGGGUCAUGAAAUAUACCGAGCUCAAGGAGCAGUACGAUACCGCAGUCAAUCAGAAGGAUUCCGUGGACCAGCUGGGGGCCGCUCUGCGGGAAAAAACGUUCAAACUGGACCAGCUGACCAAACAGUACGAGGCCCUCAAGGAGGAAAGCGUCGGCUAUAUCGCAAAAGUGGAAAUUCAAAACGAGAAACAACGCGGCGAACUGCAGGAGCGAGUUCUAGAGUUGGAAGUCGAAAAUCUUCGCCUAAAGAUAGCCCUCGAAGAUCAGAGCAACAAAACGUCGGAUGCAUCCCAUAACAUGCAGAAGGAGCUGGCAAAUUUGGAACAGAAGUUCAUCGAAGCUCAGGCCGAAAUUCAAACUAUGAAACGAUUCAACGAGGCGGCGGCAGCCGCAGCCGAAUAUGGUUCGCGCCGCAAAACCGUACCGGAAGUGGGCGAAGAGUUCGAACCGUUGACUCCACCCUACUGUAGCGUUUGUGCCGUGGAAGACACCUCCAGGCGAUCGGGAGCCAGCGAUCAAACGACGGACGGAUCGGGAAGCGAUGGUAGCGGUUGCUCUGGUGAGACUGGUACUAGCAGAAGUAAAAGAGAUUCCGAAGAUUCCAAAAAGUCGGCGACGGAAUCAAGCUAAAAUAUCAGUAUGAUGGUUACGUUUCAACAAUACAAAUAACAGCAGAGAUUGCCUUCAUUCAUAGUACAUUAUCACUUUGUAAAGAAUGUUUGCACCAGCCAAAAGAAGCCACUUAUAAAACUAACAGUUUAAUGUCAA
Messenger RNA from Uranotaenia lowii, 1614 nucleotides. RefSeq lists its product as uncharacterized. Lineage: Eukaryota; Metazoa; Arthropoda; Insecta; Diptera; Culicidae. The record is from RefSeq and is a predicted model, not a curated record. The coding region runs from base 64 to 1476 and encodes 470 amino acids. The transcript has 6 exons.